GGGACUGGCUCCUAGACAACCACCACACAAGUCCUUUGACUGCACAGCAGGACAGAAGGCAUGAUGGCACUCAGCACUCGGACCCAGGCUGCCUGUCUCCUGCUUCUCCUCCUUGCCAGCCUGAGCAGCACCACCUAUCUCCAGCAACAGAUGAGACAGACUACAGAGCUGCAGCCUUUGCACAGGGAAGAAAGCAGGGCAGACAGUGCGAUCCCAAUGCAGAAGAGAAGGAAGCGAGACACCUACUUCCCCAUCUGCAUCUUCUGCUGUCAAUGCUGUAGCAAUCCCCACUGUGGUAUCUGUUGCAAAACAUAGGCUAGAGCCACAUCCUGACCUCUCAACAUCCCUGCAGCUCCUCAGCCCCAUUAUUUAUUCCUGCCCUCCCCAGCAAUGACCUUGAAAUAAAGACGAUUUUAUUUUCAAA
Mus caroli (Ryukyu mouse) is the source of this 424-nucleotide messenger RNA. RefSeq names its product hepcidin antimicrobial peptide (gene Hamp). Gene Ontology annotation, cellular component: extracellular region. Gene Ontology annotation, biological process: defense response to bacterium; negative regulation of iron ion transmembrane transport; intracellular iron ion homeostasis. The record is from RefSeq and is a predicted model, not a curated record. NCBI's taxonomy places the organism in Eukaryota, Metazoa, Chordata, Mammalia, Rodentia, Muridae.